This is a messenger RNA of Nelumbo nucifera (sacred lotus), 1122 nucleotides long. The record is from RefSeq and is a predicted model, not a curated record. Lineage: Eukaryota; Viridiplantae; Streptophyta; Magnoliopsida; Proteales; Nelumbonaceae.
AUGACAAAGUUCAUAGCCAGUGCUGAAACCAGGUUUCAAAACCAAGAGGCUUCAAUAAAGAACUUGGAAAAUCAGGUUGGGCAGUUGGCACAAUUGAUCUCAACAAGGAUACCGGGCACACUACCAAGCAAUAUAGAGGUGAAUCCACGAGAACAAGUGCAAGCUAUCACUUUAAGAAGUGGUAUGGAGCUUCCAAAAGUAGAGAAGAAAGCAAGGGCUGAACCCAAGGCAGAUGCAACCCUUGAAGCCGGGAACCAGAAGAAGGAGCAAUCUGAACCUUUACAUAUUAAUAUUCCUUUUGCUGAUGCUUUAGCCCAGAUCCCCCAUUAUGCAAAAUUUUUGAAGGAAUUAUUGGCAAACAAAAGGAAAUUGGGAGAUGUGGCUACGAUUGCUUUAAAUGAAGAAUGCUCGGCAAUCCUUCUUAACAAGCUGCCUCAAAAGCUUAAAGAUCUAGAGAGUUUCACUAUCCCUUGCACUAUAAGCAGUUUAAAAAUUGAAAAAGUAUUAUGUGAUUUGGGAGCAAGCAUAAAUUUAAUGCCAUACUCGGUUUUCAAAAAAUUGGGAUUAGGAGAGCCCCAAUCCACCAGAGUAGCAUUGCAAUUGGCUGAUAGGUCCAUUAAGCAUCCUAGGGGGAUUAUAGAAGAUGUGUUGGUUAAAGUAGAUAAAUUCAUUUUUCUCAUUGAUUUCAUUGUAUUAGACAUGCAAGAAGAUGUGGAUAUCCCUCUCAUCCUAGGGAGACCUUUCCUGGCUACCGGGAAGGCAAUGAUUGAUGUCCAACAAGGACAACUCAGCCUUAGGAUACAAGAUGAGGAAAUGAUUUUUAAAAUGUUUGAUGCCAUGAAACAUGCACCAUCUAGUGAUGACUCUUGUUACAUGAUUAAUGCUAUUGAUGAUGCAGUUAAUGAUUGCUUCCAGGUGAGUAGAUCGGCUAGCCCUCUUGAACCCUGCCUACAACAAGGAGAAGUUGAAAUGGGAGAAAAUGAGGAAAUAAACCUCAUGAUGGCAUACUUGAAUGAUAAGCCUCAGUUCAAAGGGAAGGGAUUUCUCAAGUUAGAAAACUUAGGCAAAACUCCUAUACCAACAGGGAAGCCAUCAUCUCAAGAACCCCCACCCUUGAACUGA